AUGGGGAGAGGACGAGGAGGUGGGCACUCGAGCGACGUAAGAUCCACAUCAGCUCAACUGCACUCGUCUCGCAGAGGCCGUCCGCUCACUUCCCGCGGAGGCGCUCCCGGGCGCCGCGCUCCGCGGCCGCCGCCUGCCCCCGCCCGCCGCGCCACCGCCGCCGCGCACGCCGCGCCCCGCAGCUCCUGGCUUCCUCCUCUCUAGGCUGGCGUUGGGCGGGCGCGGGCGCUCGGGUGACUGCUGUUGCUCUGCUCCCAGCCCCCCGCCCCGCGCCGCGCGGCUGCCCGUCGCUUCGCACAGGGCUGGAUGGUUGAAUCGGGCAGGGUGGCUCCAGGAUGUUAGGGGCUGUGAAGAUGGAAGGGCAUGAGAGCAGCGACUGGAACAGCUACUACGCGGAUACACAGGAGGCCUACUCUUCGGUCCCGGUCAGCAACAUGAAUUCGGGCCUGGGCUCCAUGAACUCCAUGAACACCUAUAUGACCAUGAACACCAUGACCACGAGCGGCAAUAUGACACCAGCUUCAUUCAACAUGUCUUACGCAAACCCGGGCCUGGGCGCUGGCCUGAGCCCCGGCGCCGUGGCUGGCAUGCCAGGCAGCUCCGCCGGCGCUAUGAACGGCAUGGCGGCGGGCGUGACGGCCAUGGGGACCACGCUGAGCCCAGGAGGCAUGGGCGCUAUGGGCGCGCAGCCCGGGGCCUCCAUGAACGGCCUGGGCCCGUAUGCGGCUGCCAUGAACCCGUGCAUGAGCCCCAUGGCCUACGCGCCGUCCAACCUGGGCCGCAGCCGGGCAGGUGGUGGCGGAGACGCCAAGACUUUCAAGCGCAGCUACCCGCACGCCAAGCCACCCUACUCGUACAUCUCGCUCAUCACUAUGGCCAUCCAGCAGGCGCCCAGCAAGAUGCUCACGCUGAGCGAGAUCUACCAGUGGAUCAUGGACCUCUUCCCCUAUUACCGGCAGAACCAGCAGCGCUGGCAGAACUCCAUCCGCCACUCGCUCUCCUUCAACGACUGCUUUGUCAAAGUGGCACGUUCUCCAGACAAGCCGGGCAAGGGCUCCUACUGGACGCUGCACCCGGACUCUGGUAACAUGUUUGAAAACGGCUGUUACUUACGCCGCCAGAAGCGCUUCAAGUGCGAGAAGCAGCCAGGGGGCGGGAGUGGGGGCGGCGGCAGCGGCGGUGCCAAGGGAGGCCCUGAGAGCCGAAAGGACGCCUCAAGCACCGCCAACCCUAGCACCGACUCGCCACUUCAUCGGGGCGUGCACGGUAAGACCGGCCAGCUAGAGGGCGCGCCGGCCCCCGGGCCCGCCGCCAGCCCCCAGUCUCUGGACCACAGUGGGGCGACGGCGACAGGGGGCGCCUCGGAGUUGAAGACUCCUGCGUCCUCGGCUGCGCCCCCUAUCAGCUCCGGGCCCGGGGCUCUGGUAUCUGUACCCCCCUCCCACCCGGCGCAUGGCCUGGCACCCCACGAGUCCCAGCUGCACCUGAAAGGGGACCCCCACUACUCCUUCAACCACCCCUUCUCCAUCAACAACCUCAUGUCCUCCUCGGAACAGCAGCACAAGCUGGACUUCAAGGCUUACGAGCAGGCACUACAAUACUCGCCCUAUGGCGCCGCGUUGCCCGCCAGCCUGCCCCUAGGCAGCGCCUCGGUGGCCACCAGGAGCCCCAUCGAGCCCUCAGCCCUGGAGCCGGCCUACUACCAAGGUGUGUAUUCCAGACCCGUCCUAAACACGUCUUAGCUCCUCGGGACUGGGGGUUUGUCUGGCAUGGCCAUUCUGUAGCAGGAGAGAAAAAAAAUCAACAGCAAACAAAAAAACAUACCACACUGAGAACAGCAUAAUAAAAUCCCAACUAUUUUUAUUUCAUUUUUUGUGCGCAAUAUUUCCCCCAGUGCAAAGGACUGUUACUUUGUUAUUGUAUUCAAAAUGCCUUGUGUAUAUUAUUACAAAGAAAACCAAUCCCAAACCAACAAUUUUUUUCUCGCAAAGUUUAAUGAUCCACAAGUGUAUAUACAUGAUCCUUCUACUUUCUUGUCCCUCUUUCUUCCCUCUUUCCCUUCCAGACUGACACAUUCUAGUCUGUGUAGGGUUUAUUUAAAACAAAAAGAAAGAUGGCCAAGCUUGUAAAAUAUCUGGGCUUACCCCCACCCACCCGUCUUCACCUGACCCCCCCUCCCCACCCGCCAUACACACACACACGUUUGCAGGUCUAUGGCAAUACUCUUAACCAUAAGAACUGAAAAGGUGAAGGAGCAAGUAGACAUGGGCUGUUAAAAGUCCUGAAGGACAAAACUGCUCUUAGGCAGCAAAAUAUAAACUGAUUAUAAACAUCAGAGCCGGUUUUUUUCAGCUUAAGUUUCUAAUACUUUCAGGCGGCAGAUGUCCUAAAAUGAAACACAUAUCUACUAUGUACCGACUUAUUUAUUCACAGGCUCAGACACCUAGACAUCCUCAUAGCAUAUAAAGGUAAUAGGAGGGUGAUAUACAUGCUACAUUUUCGAGAGUUGCCUAACCAAGAAGUUACAAAGACACCCCCACCUUGUUCUCCCCACCCACACGGAGUCCUGUAAUCGAUUCCUAAGAAUUGUCCCCCUCAAUUACUCUGCUUCUUGCUGUGCAGAGUACCAUGGUCAUGUCAUUCUGAGGUCAUGUAACAUUUAUAAAAUUAGCUUCCAUGUAUCUAUACCAUUUAAAUAAUAUUUUUUCCAAAAAAGGGGGAGUAUUACAAUGUUGGAAGAGAGAUAAAUUAUAACAGGGAACCAUAUAUCAAAAUUUGGCCCAAGAUUCCAAAAUCCAAUUGAUUGUGGCCAUUUUAAUUAUUGCCAUCGUGUGCUUGUUUCAUUCAGUGUUAAUGCACUUUUCACAGUUGGACAUGGUGUUAGUAUAGCCAGACGGGUUUCAUUAUUAUUCUUCCUUGCUUUCUCAAUGUUAAUUUAUUGCAUGGUUUAUUCUUUUUUUUCUUAUAGUUGAAAUUGCUUUAAAUGAUGGUUAAAAUUAAAAAUUAAAAUGUUAAUUUUUAUAAAUGUGAUUGUAAUGAAAAUAUUUUGAUUUAAAUAACAAAAAUGAUAAAUUUUAAGCCGUGGAAUAUGUUCUUGAUCAUUUGCAGUUAAGGACUUUAAAUAAAUCAAAUGUUUAAAAAAAA
This is a messenger RNA of Manis javanica (Malayan pangolin), 3144 nucleotides long. RefSeq names its product forkhead box A1 (gene FOXA1). Lineage: Eukaryota; Metazoa; Chordata; Mammalia; Pholidota; Manidae. Gene Ontology annotation, molecular function: protein domain specific binding; DNA-binding transcription factor activity, RNA polymerase II-specific; RNA polymerase II cis-regulatory region sequence-specific DNA binding. Gene Ontology annotation, biological process: anatomical structure morphogenesis; cell differentiation; regulation of transcription by RNA polymerase II. The record is from RefSeq and is a predicted model, not a curated record.